Molecule: messenger RNA, 1403 nt
Organism: Leptidea sinapis
Lineage: Eukaryota; Metazoa; Arthropoda; Insecta; Lepidoptera; Pieridae
Gene: Mf
Exons: 7
Coding region: 175-1155 (326 amino acids)
Source: RefSeq, a predicted model, not a curated record
GUGUACUGUGUAUUUCAGGCGACGCCCGCCGCCCGCCCAGUUCGUGUCUCCGUCGCCCGUUGCCAGUGCUCGCCCGCCCCGGUCCGACACUCGACGUCGGCUCGUCUCCCGUGGAACACAUCCGCUAAUACGAUCAUUAUUUUACCGAAAACGAGCUCGACAUAAACUGCCAAAAUGUUUAAAAGUCAUUUAGAAAUGAUUGGCAGGAAUGAGACGGCGUCAAAGAAGGCCAGGUUCUGGCAAUCUUUCGUGCGCUCUCUAAAAGGAUCGGAAGACAUCAGAGCAGAGGAGAGGUACAGACCAUCCCGCCGCAGCAUAUUCCCUGAGCUGCUCUCGACCUACCCUUACAGCAAGUCCAUUUACGAUGACCCCGUGGGCGCCGCCCAGAGGAUCACAGUCCCUGGCUACCGCUACCUGCCUGUCCACCGCGAGACCUACGGUUACUCGCCACGCCCCAUCUAUACCCACAAUUACCCUCGUUCUAUCGAAGCGUACAGGCCAAUUUACCAUGUGCCAAGGCGCACCAGGCGCGGCGUUGACCCCUUCGACGCCCACAAGGCGUGGCAGGACCAUCUUGACAGAAUGGCAGCUAUCGACCGUCUCUAUCCGUCCCGCUACGGACUCUACUUAAAGGACCGCGCAUACCCCAUCACCGACCUGACCGCUCCCAUCAUCGAUCCCCUCUCGCCCAAGAGUCUUAAAGGCAUCGAAUAUGAACCCGACAAUAAGCCGCACUGGGGAACAGGAUCGUGGCCGUCAAGGAAUUCGGACGUCUUCAAUAAGGAUCCCUUUUUCGCUGACGCCGAAAAAUGGGCCGGAUUUGAUCGUUCACUCCGAGGAAAAUCCCCAACACCGGUGAAGCCAAGAAUUAGCCAACCUCGCGAUUGUGAGAUCGCAUUUGACGCCGACGGUGCGCCGUUGUACACCGCGGGUGGAUUGAGACGAAGGCCGUGGGCUGACAUAUUCAACCCCAGCCCAUCACUACCGAUCUCGGCGAUUACCAGGGAUCCCUUUUGGUACGACUGGCCCGAACUGAGGCCCGUAGCAAGAUGGGACCGCAGCCCUUCAUACAUACGCGAUUCUUACUUGUCACCUGUCAAACGCACCUUCUUGUGGGACAAACACCCGAUCCGGCCUUUAGCUGCUGCUUAUUAAGGGGCCGGCUUACAGUGUCACAGCCAAAGUAAACUCUCAGAACAAUAUCAAUAAUUUUAUUGAUAUAUUACAUUUACGAAUGACUAUAAUAUUAAUAAUGAAUGGACAUCUUUUGUUAAUUCUCUAAGACUGCCAUAACAUAGUCAUUAUUGCUAAGCAAUAUUUAUUAUUCUGUUACAAUGUUGCCCUUUUAAAUAUUUAUUUUUAUGUACAAUGAUAUAAAAAAAAUAAUAAAAUGUUGAAAUCAA